Molecule: messenger RNA, 399 nt
Organism: Haemonchus placei
Lineage: Eukaryota; Metazoa; Nematoda; Chromadorea; Rhabditida; Trichostrongylidae
Source: the annotation of a GenBank genome assembly
AUGUGCCACAUGACUGGUCUGGAAUUACUAGUCUACUAUCGUCCCAUGAACUUUACGGAUCAUUGCUUUAAAAUUCCCGCUAAAGUGAAUAUUGGAAUGGCUCCAUGUAGUAAUUCGAUGUGUGUUACGGUAAUUGAGCCGAGGAUAUUGGCAGGGCAACAUAUCGGUAACAAUAUUAUACGUGGAUGCUUUGCCAGUGUGUUCAAGUACGGUACGACACCUCGUGCUCAAAGUUCAAUUCUUGGUCAUUUGCGGGAUGUAGACAAAGCUGUGGUGGAUGUCAGAGAGUCGAUCCGUCGUCCAUAUUUCUUCGAUGCCGCCACUGCUAAAGUCAUUCGUCAUGUCUCGGAAAAGUCGCAUGUGGCUCGUCUUUUCGACUUGACUGGAUGCUCUAGAUGA